AUGAACCGACCAGCCAUGAAUGGCCACACAUCAAUUCCCUCACGGCGAUCUGCUCCCGCCAAAUCGACAAAACAACCUACCCCCCUCGCCUGCACCGUCGAACAAAACGUGCCCAUCUACGACCUCGCCGCGCUAGAAGCCGACCCCCAACAACCCAUCACCGCAACCGCCAUCUCCAACCUGCAAGAUGAAUGGCAUCACAUCUUACACAAAGGGCCCGGCAUCUUCGUGCUGCGAGGAAUGUACGCCCCAUCCCGGUACGCGCAAACCCUCACUUCCACAAACACAGCCUUCAACAGUAUAAUCGCGAAAGAGCGCGCAUCACCCACAUCCAAAGGCGACCACUUCGCCGCCGGCGGCACAAACGACCGAAUCUGGAACUCCUUCUCCAAACACGCGCUCGAGGAUCCAGCCUCUUUCAUCGAGUACUACUCCAACCCAUGGCUAGCGACCGUCUGCAGCUCCUGGCUCGGCCCGGGCUAUCGUGUCACGGCGCAGGUCAAUGCAGUUCACCCCGGUGGCGCCGCGCAGGAGUCCCAUCGCGAUUACCACCUCGGGUUUCAGGACGCGGAUAGCUGCGCCGCAUACCCUGGCCCGACGCACUUGACCUCGCAAUUCCUUACGCUGCAGGGUGCCGUUGCGCAUAGCGAUAUGCCGGUUGAGUCUGGGCCCACGCGUUUCUUGCCUUUCAGCCAGACCUAUGCGCCGGGGUAUCUGGCGUGGCGGAGGCCCGAAUUCCGCGCCUUCUUUUUGGAGAGAUUUGUUGCUUUGCCGAUGGGGGUUGGUGAUGGGGUUUUCUUCAAUCCGGCGCUGUUUCAUGCGGCCGGUGCGAAUGUUAUGGAGGCUGGGUCUGGGGGCUUUCGGCGCGUUGCGAAUUUGUUGCAGUUAAACGGUAUCAAGAUGCUGGGGGGGAUGUUUGCGGGGAGUGAUUUGGAUCCGGAGAAAUAUUCGCGAGAGGCGAGGGAGGUUAGGGCUUUUAUUCAGGCUGUUGCGGAGGGGUAUCCUUUUCCGACGAAUUUGGAUCGUAGGCCGCCUGCGCCGAGUGGGAUGGCGCCGGAGAGCGAGCAGGAUGUUGUUAUGCGGGCGUUGGAGGGUGGUUGGAGUCGUGAGAAGGUUGUUGAUACGCUGAGGCAGAUGCGUUUGGAUUCGCAGCCUUGA
Penicillium manginii is the source of this 1158-nucleotide messenger RNA. RefSeq names its product phytanoyl-CoA dioxygenase family protein. Bases 1 to 1158 code for a protein of 385 amino acids. Gene Ontology annotation, biological process: fatty acid alpha-oxidation. The transcript is spliced from 3 exons. Gene Ontology annotation, molecular function: phytanoyl-CoA dioxygenase activity. NCBI's taxonomy places the organism in Eukaryota, Fungi, Ascomycota, Eurotiomycetes, Eurotiales, Aspergillaceae. The record is from RefSeq and is a predicted model, not a curated record.